UGAAUUAAAUCCAUUAUUCCUGCCUGCUCUCCCUCUGAGCACUUCAGCGCCGCUCAGCUCCUGUGUGUGUGUGUAUAUGUGUGUGCGCGCAACCCCCUCACAUGUGUAUGUUAGGAAGACUUUUUGUGUGUUUUUCUAAGUGGAGUCGGAGUGCUGCCGCUCAUCAGUGAAAGUGACUGCAGAAUUGGGGAGUACCUUCUUGUGCUUUCUUUUUGGAAGCAUUUCGGAGACAAAAACUGAACUUUUUGGCUGGUGUUUUUUUACCCUCUUUUCACAUCACAGGAUUUUCUUUUAUUAUACAAUUGGAAUUGAAUUUUUGGAAUUGUGUGCAUCCAACCACUUUCUAUGGCCUGGAGUUGCUUGACUCCAUUAGAACUUACCUCUUCGUAGACAAGGUGCACCAUGGUAGUGGCAAAUAGGAGGGAUUUUUUUUUGUGAGCUACUUUUAAGCAUGGACUCGGAAGGCUCAGGUGGACACUGAUCCCAAACUUGGAAGUACUGAACCAUUUUGGUGGUUGGUUUCCACAAGCAAAUGGACAGAUUUGGAUCUGUUGCGUGUGUGACAUUUUCAUCCCUUCUUGGAGGUGAAAGGUGAGAUCUGUUGCUUUGGGGAUCUGCCAGGAGAACGCUUCCAUGCCAAGACGGCAGGUCCAAAAGAAGACUGGAAGUUUGGCACGAUAAGGCGAUACUCAACCAAUGGACUCCAGUUGAAUAUUUGACCUUAAGACGUGUGUUAAGGUUAUCCUCACAUUCCCAUUGCGGACUUUCAAAGAAACUGUGCCAGAAUGAUGACCAUGAUGAUGAUGAUGGCGGCCAUGAUGGUCACCUGCAGCUCUCUCCUUCUUUUGGGAUUGGCCGCCGCUCACGCUUCCUCUUCCAGCACUGUGACACGGUCAUCUUCCUCCUCCUCUUCGUCUUCGCCGCGUAUGAAGCUCUCAUAUAAAGAAUUGCAGCAGUUCAAUGGAGUGAGGCGCUUUGAGCUGGACCGAUCGUGCUGCUUUAGCGCUCUGUUGCUGGACGAGGAGCGGGGCCGACUCUUUGUUGGGGCAAAGAACUUCCUGCUGUCGCUCUCACUGGAUAACAUCGGCAAACAGGAGCACAAGAUCCACUGGCCUGCCCCUGUUGAGUGGAGGGAGGAAUGUAACUGGGCUGGCAAGGAUAUCACAUCUGACUGCGUGAACUAUGUGAAGAUCGUCCACCACUAUAACCGCACUCACCUGUACGCCUGUGGAACCGGAGCCUUCCAUCCCACUUGUGCCUUUGUGGAGGUGGGCCACCGGAUGGAGGACCAUGUCUUCAAGAUCAACCCUUCCAACAUGGAAGAUGGCAAAGGGAAGAGUCCGUAUGAUCCUCGCCAUAAUGCUGCUUCUGUGCUCAUUGGUGAUGAGCUGUAUGCAGGUGUGGCCACGGAUUUAAUGGGGCGGGACUUCACCAUCUUUCGAAGUCUGGGGAAACGUCCCUCCAUCCGCACGGAGCAGCAUGACUCACGUUGGCUCAAUGAGCCCAAAUUUAUCGGCUCCUUUUGGGUCCCGGAAAGUGAAAAUCCUGAUGAUGACAAAGUGUUUUUCUUGUUCCGGGAGACGGCGGUGGAGGCCCAAGGAUUGGGGAAGUCUACUUACUCCCGCAUUGGACAACUCUGCAGGAAUGACAUGGGCGGUCAGAGAAGCUUGGUGAAUAAGUGGACGACGUUUCUGAAAACUCGCCUGAUCUGCUCGGUACCGGGAACCGACGGCAGCGAUACUUACUUUGACGAACUACGCGAUGUAUUCCUGCUGCAAACCAGGGACAGAAAGAAUCCUCUGAUCUACACAGUCUUCUCCACUUCCAGCAGUGUAUUUAAAGGCUCAGCUGUGUGUCUUUACUCCAUGAAUGAUAUCCGGAGGGCCUUCCUGGGGCCGUUUGCUCACAAAGAGGGGCCCAACUACCAAUGGGUCCCCUUCCAGGGAAAAGUGCCUUACCCCCGCCCAGGAAUGUGUCCCAGCAAGACUUUUGGCAGUUUUGAGUCCACCAAGGGUUUCCCAGACGACGUGAUUCAGUUUGCCCGUCACCACCCUCUGAUGUACAACCCGGUGUACCCCAUGACCAGACGGCCGGUUUUCGUCAGAACCAAUGUGGACUACAGCUUCACACAGGUCACUGUGGACCGAGUCAACGCUGCUGAUGGACAGUAUGACGUCAUGUUUAUUGGCACAGACAAAGGAACAGUACUCAAAGUCAUCAAUGUGCCCAAGGAAAGUUGGAAAAACAUGGAAGAACUUCUGUUGGAAGAGCUGGAAGUCUUCAAAGAUGCAUCGUCUAUCAUCGACAUGCAGAUCUCCUCCAAACGGCAACAACUGUACGUGGGCUCCAACACGGGCAUCGCCCAGGUGCCCCUCCACCGUUGCAGCGUGUACGGGAAAGCCUGUGCGGAGUGCUGCCUGGCCCGAGACCCUUACUGCGCCUGGGAUGGGACAUCCUGCACCCGCUACCUUCCCAACACUAAAAGGCGAUUCCGGCGCCAGGAUGUGAGGAAUGGUGAUCCCAACACUCUUUGCUCAGGAGAUCACCAUCAUCACCACAUCGCCGAGAAGAAGCUAUACGGAGUCGAAGGAAGCAGCACUUUCUUGGAAUGCAUCCCCAAAUCUCUUCAGGCCCGAGUCACCUGGACUUUUCAGAGACAACGAGACAAGCCACGAGAAGAGGUGCGUCUGGAUGAUCGUAUCUUGCAGACAGAGAGAGGCCUCCUUAUUCGCCGUGUCCUGAGGAGGGACAUGGGUGUUUACCAGUGUCACGCAAUGGAACACGGCUUCACCCAAACCGUCUUGGGCAUCACUGUAGAUGUCAUCCAGUCCUUGUCGUCUAACCUGCCCUCCGAGGCCCCUUCCCGAGCGGAGCCUCGCAGCGGGGGAGGGCCCCUAGUGGCCAACCCGAAGCUUUGGUAUCGGGACUUUAUGCAGCUGGUGGACCAUCCAAACCUGAGCACAGUGGACCAGAUUUGCGAGCAGGUUUGGGCCCGCCGGAAUCCUGCCGGUGCUAUAAUGGAGAAAAGGGGUUCCGGUUCAGUGAGGGAUUCCAUACCACCUGGCCCGUCCGUCCGGUCCACUAAUAAGAAGUGGAAGCAUCUCCAGGAGCUGAGGAAGGGGAGGAACCGCCGAACCCACGAUGCAAAGCAGAUCCCUCGGGCGCCACGGAGCGCGGGGGUGUAACACCAACAAGAAGAACAAGUGGGCUUGGAAGAACUGAUUCAAGUAGAAGUUUAGAAAGGGACUGAGACAGCUUUUGGAGGAGUUUACACAUGCAGACACACACAUACACAUGAAUGCGCACACACACACACAACACGCACACACACACUGCGCCUCCUUCAUUGUGUAUAUUUAUCUGUGGAGUUCCUUGCAUGUGUUCAUUCAUCCUGCACGAUGCCAUCACAAUGUGCCAUUAUUGUAGUUGAGUGUAAACCACACCCAUUUGAUAGCUACUGUAUAAAUCAAUGUACACUCGUUUCUCAGUACUUUUACUAUGACGGACAGCGGGCCACAUUGUUGGCCUAUGACCUCGGGACAAACUACAUGUUAUUCGAAUCUAUUAGUGAACUCUGUGCCACUAAAGAAUCCCGGAAGCCUUCGGGAUGAACGCACAUCUUUCUUCACCCCUAAAGACAUGACAAGCGGUGUAGAGCGACGGUGGACAUGACAGAUUGGGAGACACAACUGGAAUAUACUUCUACAACUGGAAACACGCAAGUGCAUGCGGAAAGAUGGACUACUUCAUGUGAUGGUCUCACGAGACUCUUUCAGCUUUUCCUUUUGUUUUGUCACACUGCAUAAUGACAUUAUUAGAUUGGGGUACGCGCAGUAGCAAGGGACACACUGGCACAAAAUGAAAAACAUCUGUCACAUGUGUCCAGUUGUUAAUGAUGUGAAACCACUACAGAGUUUGAAAUGAGCGGGAAAAUCACUGGCUUUUGAACAAUGUCCAAGUUUGUUGUUUAUUUUACUUCUAAAAGAGUAUGAGGAGUAUAAGGGCCACACUAGGGUGAAUAAAACUGCCAAGUCUGCCUCGCAUUUGAGAGGUACUACUUGGUUCGAUUAUCUGGUCCAGCCCCUUGUGCCACUUUGCGUGUUUCUGACUACUCGGGGUGUAAGGUUGUCACAAACCUUUUUGGAUUUACGAUUAUUCCAGUGAUUACUCGGAGAGCCUCCCCCACAUCAACAGUCCUCAUCAUAUUGCUGCUAUAUGUCCACCAUAUUUGUAGUUUACUCAUUACUUUACUCCAUUAGGAUUUGCCCUUUUUGAUGUGGCCCUUCUACUCCUCAUUAAGCGUAUGCUACCUGGGCAAAGGUACACGUGGUUGUUACAUCUAGGAGGUGAGAAUUGAGAAAAUAUGGAGUUGUUUUUUUUUCUGUAGAAAUUAAAACUCCCACUCCUCUGUUGAUGAAGUCCAAAGUCACUGCUCUCAGAUCCCGGAGAAAGAUGAGGUUGCUCCUCCACACCAAACGGAUCCAUGCAUGGCAGUCUUCCAUUAAGACGGAAUCAUACAAUUUUCCAAAAUGGGAACAAUUAGCCUUAAUAUUCACAAGGAAUUAGUGUUGUGUCUCAAUAUGUUUUGUCAAAAUAGUGUAUGACCUUAGUAACAACGUCGGGAACCUCACUUUAAUUUGAUCUUAAUUUUUUUUUCAAUUAUUCUCAAAUGGAACAUGACUCCCAAGAUGACAACUCAUAGUUGUGGGCGAUAGUACAUUAUAUACAUUAACGUUAUUAUUAUUAUAUUUAUGAGUGUGACUAUAAUUUUAUUUUUUAUUUUUAUUCUAAGCGGUACUUUGUGGCCUCUGUUUUUCAAAUGUUGUUGCAUUGUGAUUAAUUAAAAAAAGUUGCAAAUCAUAUUU
This is a messenger RNA of Syngnathus acus (greater pipefish), 4865 nucleotides long. RefSeq names its product sema domain, immunoglobulin domain (Ig), short basic domain, secreted, (semaphorin) 3B (gene sema3b). The transcript is spliced from 18 exons. Gene Ontology annotation, biological process: neural crest cell migration; semaphorin-plexin signaling pathway; positive regulation of cell migration. Gene Ontology annotation, molecular function: chemorepellent activity; semaphorin receptor binding. The record is from RefSeq and is a predicted model, not a curated record. NCBI's taxonomy places the organism in Eukaryota, Metazoa, Chordata, Actinopteri, Syngnathiformes, Syngnathidae. Bases 786 to 3185 code for a protein of 799 amino acids.